Brassica napus (rape) is the source of this 2576-nucleotide messenger RNA. RefSeq names its product cytochrome P450 76C4. NCBI's taxonomy places the organism in Eukaryota, Viridiplantae, Streptophyta, Magnoliopsida, Brassicales, Brassicaceae. The transcript has 4 exons. The record is from RefSeq and is a predicted model, not a curated record. Gene Ontology annotation, molecular function: iron ion binding; heme binding; monooxygenase activity. The coding region runs from base 46 to 1581 and encodes 511 amino acids.
GUUACAUAGAUUCGUUACGUUUUUCUAUCCCUUAAGAAACACCAGAUGGAGAUCACUUCAGAAAAUGCUAUGUCCUUGCUCUCUUGCUUUAUCUCAUCAUGUUUCCUUGUCUUAAUCACCGCAAGAUUCCGACGGGGCUUUCGCCUAACCGUUACGCUGCCUCCUGGACCUCCACGAUUACCGUUCAUCGGAAACAUUCACCAAGUUGGUAAAAACCCACACCGCUCAUUCGCCGACCUUUCAAAAACCUAUGGACCAGUAAUGAGCCUUAAUCUUGGAUCUUUAAAGUCGGUGGUCAUAACUUCACCAGAAGCUGCAAGAGAGGUUCUAAGAACACAUGACCAAAUCUUGUCUGCCCGUAAGUCUACUGACUCGAUACGGUCCGUUGGUCACCACGAAGUUUCAGUCAUCUGGCUUCCUGCGUCGUCUGCUCGUUGGAGGAUGUUGAGGAAAUUGUCGAUAAAUCAGAUGUUUUCACCGCAGCGUAUGGAAGCUACGAAAGCUCUGCGAAUGAAGAAGAUGCAAGAGCUUGUGAGCUUCAUGCAUGAGCGUAGCGAGAAAGAAGAGGCUGUUGAUAUCUCUCGUGCAUCUUUCACCACAGUUCUUAAUAUCAUAUCAAACAUUCUGUUUUCGGUUGAUCUCGGUAGCUACGACGUCACGAGCAAAUCCAAUAGAUUUCGGGACACGGUGAUUGCUACAAUGGAAGCUGCCGGGAAACCAGAUGCUGCCAAUUACUUUCCGUUUAUGAGGUUUCUUGAUCUGCAAGGUAAUAGGAAAAAUAUGAAGGCUUGCACGGAGGGAUUGUUUAGGGUUUUCCGUGGAUUCAUUGAUGCUAAACGGACGGAGAAAUCAUUGGAUAACUCUAAAGAUGUCUCAGACAGUGACUUCCUAGAUGCGCUUCUCGUCCUAGCGGAAGGAGAUGAAUCCGAGCUUGACAAUAACGAUAUUGAACACCUUCUAUUGGAUAUGUUUGCAGCAGGCACGGAUACAAGCUCUAGCACCCUAGAGUGGGCAAUGGCAGAGUUACUUAAUAACCCAAAAUCACUAGCCAGAGCUCAAACCGAGAUGGAUUGUGUGAUAGGCCAAAACGGCAUCGUUCAAGAGGCUGAUAUCUCACAUUUGCCGUAUUUACAAGCAGUUGUGAAAGAAACUUUCCGAUUACAUCCUGCUGCUCCAUUUCUCGUCCCACGUAAAGCUGAAGCUGACGUGAAGGUGCUUGGGUUCAUGGUGCCUAAAGACACUCAAGUUCUUGUGAACGUUUGGGCUAUAGGACGAGAUCCAGCAGUGUGGGAGAAUCCGACCCGGUUCGAACCAGAGAGGUUUUUGGGUAAAGAGACUGAUGUGAAAGGUAGAGACUAUGAGUUAACACCAUUUGGGGGCGGACGAAGAAUCUGUCCAGGGUUGCCUUUGGCUGUGGUGACUGUGUCACUCAUGCUUGCUUCACUUCUUUAUUUCUUUGAUUGGAAGCUUCCAAAUGGUGUUGCUUCUGAGGAUUUGGACAUGGACGAGACAUUUGGUAUUACAUUACAUAGGACCAACCCCUUACAUGCCGUUCCUGUCAAGAAACGCGCAUAUAAGUAACCAUUGUACUAUUGCAGUUCUAUCUCUUGUUUUUUUUAGGUUUAAAUGUGUAACUCGUUGUUUAAAAGUUUCCAUCAAACCGUUAUACAUAAAAUAAAAAGAUCAUCACAAAGGUAUAGUUCUUGGCUGUUUAAGUUUGAAGUUUUCUUCCCAUGAGAGAUGGCUAGGGUUGAAGAAGUACAUACUAAACUUUGUUCCGAAUUAGUAUAUCAUUAGCCCAAUAAAAAAACACGAAGAUAGUAAUGAAUGCAAAGAAAGAGCUUUAGAGAAAUUCCAAUGGGAACAAUGGAGUUCUAAACUUACAUAUUAGUGUAUGUAUAUAUAUAACAAAUAUUAUUUAAUUAAAAAUAUGUUAAAAUUCUUGGAAAUUCAACCAAUAAUAUGUCAAAUGAGAUAUUAUUGGUUGGUUUUCCAAGAAUUUUAACAUACUCAUCUAUUAAAAUAUAAUAUUUGUAUCUUUUAAUAUUUUUGAAAUUUUUGGUUAGAUACUCCCAGUGAGUAUGUUUUUAAUAGUUUAGAUUUGAAAAUGCACAAAAUUAUUAGAAAAUAAAACUUGUAAUAGUAUGAUUUUUUUUUGGUUUGGUGAAAUGUUAUAGGUUAAAUAUAUGGGCCAGGGCCCAAUUUAAUCGAGCGGCUGCUAAGACCAUGAUCAAUACAGGUUCUUAGGAUGAGGCUCUUAAUGUAAUAUAAGAUACGCCUCUUAUAUAUAAGAGACGUUUCUAAAAAUGUCAAAUCAUACUCUAAGAAUCCCAAAUUGGUCUUCCCCAUUAAUCAUGUUCUAAGUAGGGCAACUAUUUGGAGAGAGAAAAACUAUUUGGCAUCUCAUGGCGGACCGGCGAGACUCCCGCCGCCGCCUGAUCGUUCGAAGCAAGAUGCUCUUCCUUCCAAGCUCCGUGUUCUCAUGAACUACACCUCUCCUCCGCCUCCUCAAGAUUCUACUAAACAAGUUGUAGAGAAGAAAAACAAGAAAGCUAAAGCUGGAGUUGAUGCUGCCA